AAAAAAAUGGAGGAUUAGAGCGAGAUUGCGGGAAGUUGGAGACCGAGAGGAGGGGUCACACAGUAGAAUGCCGAGGGCGAAUCAAAUCUUCCGCAAGGCUCGUAAAGCCCUCCAUGAUCUGGACCUGCUCAAGAUCUUGCAAUCCGAGAUCACCCACGAGCUUUCUUCCACUCGAUUUCAGAGCGACGAAAGUGGCUGUUCCAGAGAUUUCGUGGUGGAACAUGACUCGCCCAAGUCCCAAGACGUGGUUUUACGGAGGAAAUUGGAGUCCGGUGAGGAGGUUGCUGUCUCUGCCCUGUCGGGUCCUCUCAGAUUCGGAAGAGAAGGUGCGUUUCCGAGGGAGAUUUUGAUGAAGAUUUGUGUGAGUAAGCCCGGAGUUGGCUCCAUUUUGCAGUUUGAUUGUGGGGUUUCAGAGGAUCAUCAUGGUGGGUCUCCGUUCAAAAUCUACAAUGCAUAUUAUCUCCAAUCGUCGGCUAAUUUGGGUUCUUCUGUUUAUAGAGGCCCUUUUUUCAGCUCAUUAGAUCCUCGGUUACAAGACGCGCUCAAGGACUACCUAAUCAGUAGAGGCGUUGAAGAAAGUCUCACCAACUUCCUUCUACUUCACGUGCAUAAAAAAGAGCAAGGUCAGUACUUGAACUGGUUGCAAAACCUCGAGUCAUUGGUAGCGAAAGGGCAACCGAACGAACUUUAACGAGUUCACAUUGUACCCCGGGGGCCGUUAUCUCUUUACUAGCAAUCACCCUUUACCUCAUUUUCAUAUGGGAAGAUAAUGCCAAAUUUUAAAGGCAGGUUUUGAUCAUUUAGAUUAAUUGCUGCAGGAUAGCGUCUUUCUUUCUGCUGGCAUUUUGUGUUUUUGGAAAUGUAUCCUGUGGAACAUUUAGCUUGAUUUGUUUGUCAACAAAACAAUAAUUUAGUUCUCAUUCGUUAUUUGGUUUGAACCCGAGAAUUGAAAUGUCGAUUUUGUCGAUAA
Messenger RNA from Momordica charantia (bitter melon), 970 nucleotides. Its product is annotated as Mitochondrial glycoprotein family protein. Gene Ontology annotation, cellular component: mitochondrial matrix. The record is from RefSeq and is a predicted model, not a curated record. NCBI's taxonomy places the organism in Eukaryota, Viridiplantae, Streptophyta, Magnoliopsida, Cucurbitales, Cucurbitaceae.